This is a messenger RNA of Sinocyclocheilus grahami, 1192 nucleotides long. It is a transcript of the gene tamm41, whose product is annotated as TAM41 mitochondrial translocator assembly and maintenance homolog. The record is from RefSeq and is a predicted model, not a curated record. Gene Ontology annotation, molecular function: phosphatidate cytidylyltransferase activity. Gene Ontology annotation, biological process: cardiolipin biosynthetic process; CDP-diacylglycerol biosynthetic process. Gene Ontology annotation, cellular component: mitochondrion. Lineage: Eukaryota; Metazoa; Chordata; Actinopteri; Cypriniformes; Cyprinidae.
CUGAAUAACCAGCGCUCUGUGGAUCUUAUCGACGAAAUUGUCUUUCAAAAGUAGCUGCUUCUGUGCAUCGUUCAAAUAUUCAGCAGACGAAAAGCGAUUAGUUAUCGAUUCUGUCACUGCUGGGUUUCUCGCGGUGAGUGCGCUGUCCGCGAUGACUCCAGCUCUGCAGAGCAGCAGUGUCUUCUACAGGCGCGUCCUGAGCCGCUUUCCUCGGGACAUCAGUCUGGCGUUUGCGUACGGGUCCGCGGUGUUCAGGCAGACUGGAGGGCAGAUGGGGAAGAGCAUGCUGGACUUCGUGUUCGCUGUGGAUGACCCGGUCACCUGGCACACCAUGAACCUCCUCGAGAACAGCAGGCAUUACUCUUUCCUCAGGUACCUGGGGCCCAAACACAUCAGCAGCAUACAGACCGACUGUGGAGCUGCAGUUUACUUCAACACCCUCGUCCCUGCUGAAGAGCGGGUGAUCAAGUACGGUGUGAUCAGCACAGAUGCUCUGAUCGAGGACUUGCUCCACUGGAAAACCCUGUAUGUAGCAGGCCGGUUACACAAACCUGUUCGAAUUCUGCUCCAGAGUGAGCAUGGAAAACUGCGGGCCGCUCUCGUAGGGAAUUUGAAAAGUGCCGUGAUUGCUUCUUUUCUCAUGCUGCCGGAAAGUUUCUCCGAAGAAGACCUGUUCCUCCAGAUAGCAGGCUUGUCCUACUCUGGGGAUUUCAGGAUGGUGAUCGGCGAGGAUAAAUCCAAGGUUUCCAACAUCGUGAAAGAGAACAUGCCGCAUUUCCGGAAGUUAUAUAACAGUAUUCUUCAAGAGUGCCCGCAGGUGGUGUACAAGCCUCAGCAGGGCCGGCUGGAGGUGGACAUUCAUCCUGAGCUGGAGUUCUGUGUUCCUGCAGACUGUGCUAUCAUACGUAAUUCUGCUUUCUUCGCAGGAAUUUCAUCAAUCGUGAAAUCCUCCAGCAUAACACAGAGUGCCAAAGGAAUCGCCACCGCUGGUCUCUUCAAAACCGUGGCAUACAGCGCAAGAAAGCUGCAGAAGAUGUGGAGAGGCUGGCGCAGAAGACCAUCCUGACCGACCGCAGUCGUGCCGAGCAUAGUGCUAUUUCCACAGUUAUUUAUUGCUUAAUGACUGAAGCAGUGAUUCGUUCGCGAAUGCACAAUAUUCCUGAGAAAAUGUCAAUAAAGGUUUCUAAGUGUG